This is a messenger RNA of Cryptomeria japonica (Japanese cedar), 2023 nucleotides long. RefSeq names its product GDSL esterase/lipase LIP-4. The record is from RefSeq and is a predicted model, not a curated record. Lineage: Eukaryota; Viridiplantae; Streptophyta; Pinopsida; Cupressales; Cupressaceae. Gene Ontology annotation, molecular function: hydrolase activity, acting on ester bonds. The coding region runs from base 428 to 1558 and encodes 376 amino acids. The transcript is spliced from 5 exons.
UAACAGGGGUAAAACGGGGACAGGAAUGGUCUACAUUCGUUCAAAACUGUUGAACUCAUCUACACCAUUCCAUCCUCGAUUUUUCUGCCCUCCCCUUUUCGCCAGUCGUUUCAAUCAUUCGUAACAGAAUAAUAUUUUCACGCCGAUCUCGAUUUAAAAAUUAUACAACCGACAAGAUUAAAAUAUAAAAUGUGACUUAAAUUUAGUUUUUAAGGGUUUUAUCCAUUCGAUUAUUGUGAUCCACUCAGCCUGCCAUGUUUUCUGCUCCGAUGGUGACGCAUUAGUUUAGCUAAGGUUAAUUUCAAAUAUAAAAUUUCCCUCACUUUAAAUGGCGACCCAAAAAGAGAAGACGAAGCGGAUGGUAUUACUGCGGCUCUGGUGCUAACUAGAAAGAAGGGCAUUUGGGCACAUUUUAUCUGUCUCCAAAAUGAUGGUUCCAUGGGCGGCUUUAAUUUCAGCUUUGUUAGUUGCGGCCGUGGGGAGGAAUAUUGGUGUAGCAGCGUCUGGGGGUUGCCAUAUUAGUGCCAUAUUCAACUUCGGAGAUUCGAACUCGGACACAGGGGGACAGGUGGCUGGGCUGGGCUUGUCCUCCCUGCUGCCCAAUGGAGAGACUUUCUUCAAAAGGCCCGCUGGAAGAGUCUGCGAUGGCCGCCUCAUCAUCGAUUUUUUAAGUGAGGGUAUGCAAUUGCCGUUUUUGAGUCCGUAUUUGGAGUCCGUGGGCUCAAAUUUCAGUCACGGCGCAAAUUUCGCAAUCAAUGGGGCCACUGUAAGUCGCACUGGAAAUACUUUUCCUCUGCCGGUGCAAAUCGACCAGUUUAAGCGAUUUAAAGCCCGGGUUUUGGACAUUAUUUCUCGAGGUGAGAAUGGGGGGAACCUCCUUCCAACAUGGGAGGCUUUCGAGAAGGGGUUGUAUACGAUUGACAUCGGCCAAAAUGACAUUUUUCACGCCUUCACUGGCAAUCUCGCGCUGCACCAAAUUAUCAAUUUUGUGAUUCCUCAGACUGUGGACGACAUCAAAUCUCACUUGAAGGAUUUGUACAGUGAAGGAGGUCGAAACUUCGUGGUUCACAACACGGGACCAUUGGGCUGUUUACCACGAAUUCUUGCAGGCAUUCGCAGUGAUCUGUCAGAACUGGAUAAGAAUGGGUGCGCUGUAGCCUACAACAACGCCUCUCAGACCUUCAACGCCCUGCUAAAAGCUGCCUGCACUCAGCUCACGUCAAACCUGCCACAAGCCACCAUUGUUUAUGUAGACAUUUACUCCAUCAAAUAUGCCCUCAUUGCAAAUGCAUCACAAUAUGGGAUUGAGCAUCCGCUGGCAGCAUGUUGUGGGUACGGAGGUUUGCCAUAUAAUUUUAAUGAUAAAGUGCGGUGUGCACAGACGGAGGGCAAUGUUAAUGGGAGUGUGGUUAUAGCUGGGUCUUGCAAAAACCCUUCUAAAUCCGCGAAUUGGGAUGGAACUCAUUAUACAGAACGAGCAAACUUUCUUGUCUGGUCAGAAAUUAUGUCUAGCAAAUAUUCUCACCCUCCCCUCUCUCCUUACCAAGCAUGCUAUUAAUUUUGAGCUGAUGCCUAAUCCCUUCUCUGAAUAAUACUAAUCUCACAGACAUCGAGUGUUCACUGGUUUUCUGAACUUGGCGAAAGUGUUCAAAUCUAUAAAGUUUGAGAGAUUCUUACUAAAACCCAAAGUUUCUAGUUCUUUUGAAUUAGAGUAGUGAUUUCUCAUUUUAUAAUUUCAUUGAUCUCAAAAUCUUUCAAGGUUAAAAGUCCUUAGAGGGUCUGGUCAGGUUCGACUUUUGGGUAAAUUUGAUGGAGCUGUUUAAGAAGGAGGCUUGUAGUUUAGAUGUAUGUUUGUUCAAAUUGUUGUAAUCUGCAAUAUAAAAGAGGAAAUGCCACAUCUAUGUAUGCUGACAUGCUUCUGUAAAAAAAAAUCUUUCCAAGUUUGUUGGUCUUUCUCUAUGUACAACUUGGAUCAAAUUUUACAAUUUUCUUUAGAAUUUUAAUUUAAAUGUAAGAUUAUGUA